UGCUCAUGGAGGAUAGGUCAUGUUAGUUGUUACUUCUGUGAUAAAAGACUGUGAAGUGUUGUGAAGUGUUAUCCAGACAGCAGACUGUAUACUAGCAGUUUCGUGGUAAUGCUAAGUAAGGACCCUGUAUAAAUGAACGGCACAACAUUGGUCACAGAGAUGGGUUGGAAUUCUCCAGAACAAACUCUUUUCUGCCAGCCGUCUUGGAGGGUCGUGGAGAACCGAUAUGGCACUACAGAAGACACAUUAUGUAUGGAGAAGUGCAUACCCAUUAACAGUAACAUAAAAGGGUUAUGUACCUCUACCUCUACAAGUAACCUGGCUCUUCUUCGUGCAAAGGUAGACAAGAAACGCCAAGUACCGAAUCAUUCCCAACCGGUGAAAGACAAUGGACACCGCAUACCAGGAAAAGUCCCCGGGACCAAAGUCUUGUCAAGUGACAGAAGAGAUACUUUAGAUUCAAAGUUUAAAAUCAAAAAGAUAUUCCUGAGGUGCUACACAUGUCAUAAGGAGUGUGUUGACAACCACUUUACAGAACACCUCUUCUUUGGAGAAGCGACAUGUACAAUGUGUGAACUGAGAGUUACUUCAUGUGAACAUUUUCGAGAAGAAUCUUUGAGUAGCACCUGUUGUCACAAAUUUAAGUUUAGCAGACCCUUCAAGUAUCUAUACAACAGAAUAUCAUAUAGCCUCAGUGGUAGGGACUGUGAUAAAAUUCAGUCUACUAGGGUUGCACUUAGGCUUUCGUCAUACUUGUCUAAACUGAAGUCACUCAGAGGGAAGGAUCCUUGGAUGUUGGCCAUUUCACAGUGCAAGAAAGGAUUAGACAAGCUUCGGUUUCAAAAAAUACUCCAUAUUGCUAAUUCAAGCAAGAGGGAAAGUACAAAUUUUAGUUCGGUGCUUUCUAGUAAUGGACGUGCACCAUUUACGAGUAAAGGUGUACCUAUAUCUAAGAAACCGAGAGACUCUUCAGUUACAUCAGAAUCCUACAAAAUUAGCAACGCACCCAAAUGUCCUACAGCUGAGGGCUCUUCAACACAGUCCUGCUUCACGGAAGGUAGCAAGCCAAUGGUAUCCUAUUCACCCCGAUCAUCUCAUGCGGUGCAGAUGGAAGAGUCUGUGCCAUCGUUGGAACCCAAACAACCUGAAAUAAUCAUAACUGGGUUCCUGGAUACCCCCAAAGACGGCUACUACUAUGUGAGUCGUUGUGCCAUUGAGGAGUGUCCAAUGUGUUAUGAAGAGCUGUGCCCCUCGAGAUUCACCGUCAAUGUCCAGACCUUCCUCUUGACUACAAUAUGCACUGGCUGUGGUCUCACCAUAUAUGUGAUAUUUGAUCCCCCCGAUGGCUCAGUGCCGAAGGUGGCCAUAGUAACGGAGAACCAGUUCCGUGAGACAAAACCUAAAGUGAAAUCUCCGUACAGAAGAAAAAAAGAAAAGACUUGAAAAAUUGGUAAUGAGACAGUGUCCAUAUGAAAAAAAACAUGUAUAUUUAUAUAUAAAGAAUAAAAAAAAAUCCCUGAAUUGAGAUCUUUUGCUAACCCUGUAA
Molecule: messenger RNA, 1546 nt
Organism: Penaeus indicus
Lineage: Eukaryota; Metazoa; Arthropoda; Malacostraca; Decapoda; Penaeidae
Exons: 2
Coding region: 133-1443 (436 amino acids)
Source: RefSeq, a predicted model, not a curated record